Xylaria bambusicola is the source of this 2351-nucleotide messenger RNA. RefSeq lists its product as uncharacterized. Lineage: Eukaryota; Fungi; Ascomycota; Sordariomycetes; Xylariales; Xylariaceae. The coding region runs from base 96 to 2141 and encodes 681 amino acids. The transcript has a single exon. The record is from RefSeq and is a predicted model, not a curated record.
AUAAGAGAGUCGUUACGGCGCCUGCGAUUGGGGAAUUAUUUGAUCAAAAAAAAGAGAGCAGGGCAAGAGAAGUUGGAAAUGAAGGAGAGGUGGUCAUGGGGGGAACAAUAAAAGGGGGAGGAGGGAAGGAGAUUACGCAGAUUCCGAUGUGUCUGAAUUGUGCUGUUGCUUGCGGAAACGAGGAUGGGAAUGCUUUGGUGGAGAGAGCCAUGAGAAGGGUUGAUCUCGUUGAUGGUGGACUGAGUCGUGCUCUAUGGUAUGCUGCGACUACGUAUAACAGCAAGAGCAAGAGUCGAGGUAUAAGCCAAAUCCGACGUCCUCGCGCCACGACUAUGAUUGCGAAUAGACAGAGUCUGCUGGGCGGCGAUAGCUCCAUGGAUAUUGUGUCUUCUCCUCCUCCCGAUAUUCCUCAUUCUCCAAUUGUUACAGCUCCCCCUAGUCCCAAUCGAGAGGGAACAGGAGACGAAGAAGACGAAGACACGUUGGCGAGACUACAUUACCGCCGCUAUAGAGCGAACCCACGCUUCGCGAAACUCGAGUGCGUAGUCCCUGUCGAUGCAGCCCUGUAUGUGUCUAUCUUUGACCCCAUGGGCUCCCCGGCCUUCAGACCGCGUCCGGCAAAACCACUGCCGAAAUGGAUGAGGCUGCUUCCUCGGACUCACGAGCUCGGGCGUAAGAAUGAUAAAGAAGGAGACUGUCUCGAGAAGAAUUGCCCAGAUCAGGAUAUGGAAGAGGUAGAGGAGUGUUAUCCAUCACCGCGCUCCGUUCUAGAUGUCCAUUUCCCGCCCGCUUCGACUUUCAGAGCGAGGCAAUUAGUUGACAAUGGGGUCCGUGAGACUCCUGAAAACCCGAUGAACGAUAUUGUAAGAGAGAGUGCAGUAAAUGAGAAAAGAGUGGGAAUGACAUAUCCAGAUGCGCGUCCACCUCUUCGGUUUGCAUGUCUGACUCCUCCCCUAAUGCCACCACCUCGAUCGGGAGCGAUAUCGCCAUCCCCGGGCCCAGCACCAAUUUUAAAACCAGCGCCGCCUCGAAGAAGCUAUGACAGAGAAGCAAACGAGUCGGUUAACUCGGAUUUGUCAGAAGAGUUAUCCCAAUGUCAAAGCGAGGGUGCUGAUGAGGAAAUGCUCAAUAAUGACAGUAGAAGAUAUAGUUCUCCGCAAUCAGAGUCGGGUUAUAUUGACAUAAAGCCAGACCCAACUGCCUUACGUCCCACACAGACACCCCACAAGCGACCCUCUAUCGUCUCUGACGAGCCCCUUCAACAGCCUUCUUCUAGACUUGGCGGCGUAGGGUUACGCAGCGCGUAUGCGGGCAUUUCAAAGGACAAAGAGACUUCUUCUAUCAUCGAGGCUGAUAACACCGGUAAAACCACGCCACGCAGGAAUUCAAAAUCUUUGAAUCCGAUUCUACAAGAUAAUGAACAAGAAAGCGCAAGACGGAAGAUAGGAGGGGAUAAAGAGAAAGGAAAGCGCAAGACGGUCGUGUGGCAUGACUCUGUCGAAGGCGGCGAGACCGAGAGCGAACGCUGCGAUAGCGAAGAGAGUCACGAUAGUUGUCUGGAGAUGCUCGAUCGAGGAUGCGAAGGUCAAAAGAAUGACAGUACCCAGGAUAUAAAUACCCAGCACGACAAAAGCGAUUGGGAAGCAGAAAUAACGAAUACAGCGGAAGAGAAGCUCUAUCCUGAAAAGGCAGACACUUGUCUAGAAUGUGCCCCGAAUCGCUCCCCUUCCUCGCCCAUGUCUAAGCCUACUUUGUCAAAGUAUAGGCAAGAUGCAGAUGCAGAUGAUGAUAAAGCGGGCGCGCUCUGGAGACGUGUUAUCCGCGCCCAGACACCGACGGCGCAAUCCAGUGAGUUUUUGGACUUGUAUCGGUCUAGAUAUCUUACCCGUCGCAACGACCCUUACAAGACGGAGACAGAGACAGUGAGGGACAAUGAUCCUUGCAAGAAGGCGGAAACGGGGAAAGAAGAGAUCAGGUUCGCUCAUCCUAGUCUUGCGAUGCCGGGGAGACGCCGGGAGAGGGAGAUUGGUAUUGGUCUUGGAAACUUGGGUGGUAUACAUGUCGGUGUGGGCGGUGGAAGUGGAAAGAGUGGUGUGAUGGAGAAGAUGUGUCCUACGUGUGGGAAUACGACGAGGGAGUGAUUCUUAAGAUUGGGUUUAUAGGGCAUUAUUCGGUUUAUUGGGUAGAGUGAAGAAGUAAGGCGAAGAAGGCAUGUUGUUGGUAUUGGAUGAGUAGGAGAGGGAGUAUGAAUAUCUGGUAACUUUGCAGCAAGUAUCGUUAGAGGUAUUGUUAGAUAGAAUGGAUGCGUACAUCACUCACUCACUCACUCACUCACUUACUUACUUACUUAC